Scaptodrosophila lebanonensis is the source of this 1013-nucleotide messenger RNA. Its product is annotated as L-aminoadipate-semialdehyde dehydrogenase-phosphopantetheinyl transferase. Bases 75 to 959 code for a protein of 294 amino acids. Lineage: Eukaryota; Metazoa; Arthropoda; Insecta; Diptera; Drosophilidae. Gene Ontology annotation, cellular component: cytosol. The record is from RefSeq and is a predicted model, not a curated record. Gene Ontology annotation, molecular function: magnesium ion binding; holo-[acyl-carrier-protein] synthase activity. The transcript has a single exon.
AAAGUUGAUUAAGCGACACAUCCGACAUGUUUUGCCAUUUAAUUAAAUAGUUCGUACAAAUAUUUUGAAGCCAAAUGAGUAAACACAUCUGCACUCGUUGGGCCUUCGAUUUGAGCACAUGGACGCCCACGUUGCCUCAAUUGACGCAGGCAGUGGCCGCCAUUCAGCCAGAGGAGCGUACACGUCUACUAAAGUUCCAUUUCAUUGAGGACUUUCUGUCGUCGUUAAUUGGCCGCUUGUUAAUGCGUAAAUAUGUGAGCACGUGCAGUGGGCUCCCCUACCAGCAAGUGCAAUUUGCUCGAGACGUGCGUGGCAAGCCCUACUGGGUGAAGGGGAAAGGACAGGAUCAGACAUCACCAGCACCACCCCUCAGCUUCAAUGUGUCGCAUCAGGGCAGUUUGGUGCUGCUCGCAGGCAUCACCACAGAUAAUGCCAACAGUGACUUUGGCAUCGGAACCGAUGUCAUGAAGGUGGAAUAUGGUGGGGGCAAGCCUUUGAGCGAGUUUUUUCGCCUCAUGCAGAGCAAAUUCUCUGCACACGAAUGGAGCUAUAUUGGUCGGCCGCAGCAUAAUGAACGGGCACAGUUGAAAGCGUUCAUGCGGCACUGGUGCCUAAAGGAGGCAUACGUCAAGGAGCUGGGCGUGGGAAUUACCAUUGAUUUGGAAAAGAUUAGCUUUGCCGUUGAUACCACACAUCCGUUGGAGGAGGCCGCAUCGCCAUUGUGUGGCACAACUUUACGCUUCAACGACACACCCAUGACGAAUUGGCAUUUUGAGGAGCAUUUAUUGUCGCAAAAAUAUUGUGCAGCCAUUGCAUUCCGAAACUGCCAGCCUCACGAGAAGGCCAAAUUUAAAAUUCUACAAUUCGAGGAUUUGAUUGUGCGAUGUGAAGAGGCCGCAGAACAACCAGAUGUGGUGGCCUAUUGCAAGGAGGCGCUUCAAAAGCCACAGAAACGAUAGCAUAUUAAGUUUUGUGUGUCUAUCUUUAAUAAAUAUGUAUUUUUUUAAUACAAA